Molecule: messenger RNA, 1957 nt
Organism: Vicia villosa (hairy vetch)
Lineage: Eukaryota; Viridiplantae; Streptophyta; Magnoliopsida; Fabales; Fabaceae
Product: lipase-like PAD4
Exons: 4
Coding region: 427-1926 (499 amino acids)
Biological process (GO): lipid metabolic process
Source: RefSeq, a predicted model, not a curated record
AUUGAUAAAAAAACUUCAUUGGUCAUGAAGCUAGUGAUAUUCUCUUUUCUUAAAGAGACAAAUUUCUUGAGAAAAUUAAAACCAAAUUCUUCCAUGUCAAAUAAUUUUAGAUGGGGGCAAUGAGUGAGGUUGGUUGCUAAUAAACAAAGGAUGAUGUUGAUUGCUAAUGAAAAAUUAAGUUACAAGACUAUUUAAACUACUAAGAAAUACUAGCAUGACCAAGUAUCAUCAACCUUAAGAGUUAAUACAAGUAAUUUCUCUCCUUAAGGAUCUAGCUAUCAUUAUAUCUAUCAUGGAAUUGACCUACGUAUCAUCCUCAGAUUUUUACAUAUAUACGAUGGAGAUAAUGUGAAGGUCUCUUUCUCGGGUCAUAAUAAAAUAUGAAAAAUAAAAAGAUCAUGUAUAAAUGGUCCAUAUGUAGUAAGUAUGUGCAUAACUCAAAGUCUAAUUCAAUUCAAGUUGUGUUGUUCACACUUGGAAGCUUACUCAUUCUUCCUCUCCACAAAGACAACACUCCAAUUAAUGGCUGCAAACGAACCUUCACAGUUUGAGAGUAGCGAGAUGCUGGCUACGUUCUUGAUUUCCACGCCUCUCUUGCCGGAGUCAUGGAGGCUAUGCAGUCAGGCUAACACCUCCGCCGCUAACCUCGGCAGUUUUGUGGUGGAGCGUGUUGGCGCCGUCGUGUAUGUAGCUUUCUCCGGCGUUCAAAUGAUCGGAGGAUCAGAUCCGAGUUGGAGAACGUUGGUGCCGUUGGAUAGCAUCGGUGGCGUGCCGCUGUUUUCGUCCCGUCGGAAUAAGGAAGUGAAGAAGGCGGUGAUGGUUCACGCCGAGAUGCUGAAUAUCUUUUCCUCCCUUUUCAACUCAAUCCAAAAUCAGGUGUUGGGAAUAUUGGAAAAAACAGACACAAAAUCAAUUGUGAUCACUGGCCAUUCCAUAGGAGGAGCUACAGCAUCUCUAUGCACUCUUUGGCUUCUUUCAUACCUCCAAUCCGUCUCUUCAUCAUUACCAGUAAUGUGCAUCACUUUCGGUUCGCCAUUACUUGGUAACAAAUCUAUUUACCAAGCCAUUUCCAAAGAAAGAUGGGGUGGAAAUUUCUGUCAUGUAGUAUCAAAACAUGACAUAAUGCCAAGAUUGCUAUUUGCACCUAUUACAACACCCCUCACUCCUCGGCUAAACUGCUUGCUCCAGUUAUGGCACUUCUCAAUGGCUUCACCAGAAUUUCAAAAACUUGCUGUUCAAGUUUCUGACCAAGCGAAAUCUGAGUUGUUCACUGCUGUAUUGGAUUACUUGGAAGCUGCAACACAAAAUAAAGAAUCUUCAGGGUCAAUUUUGUUUCAUCCUUUUGGAAACUACUUAUUUGUUUCAGAUGAAGGAGCUUUGUGUGUGCAUAAUCCAAACACAAUUGUAAAGAUGAUGCAUUUGUUGCUUUCAACUAGUUCUCCAUCUUGCAGUAUUGAGGAUCAUCUUAAGUAUGGAGAAUAUGUUAACAGACUGUCUUUGCAAAUGUUGAAUCAGAAUAACUCUAUGCUGACGAACAUUCCUAACUCAAGCUAUGAGGCAGGGCUUGAAUUGGCCAUCCAAUCAUCCGGUUUAGCAAACCAGGAAUCUGCUGUCAUACCUGCAAAAGAAUGUCUAAGAUCAGCAAGGAGAAUGGAUCCAUCACCAGCUCUGAUUGCUGCAAGGCUAAGAAUAUCCUUAGCCGUGCUUAUACCUAUAAGAGCCCAAAUAGACUGGUACAAAACAUGGUGUGAUGCACAAGAUGAUGAAAUGGGCACCAGAGGCACUUCCAAAAGAGAAAUGAGAGUCGACAGAAACCGUAUCAAACUUGCUAGAUUUUGGGACAAUGUGAUUUACAUGUUAGAAAAAGAUGAGCUACCUCGUGAUUUUGUAAUUAAAGCCUUUCGGAUUUGUUCUCAAGGGUUAUGAUUGUGUAUAAACUUUUUUAUAUGCUUCGCAA